Penicillium canariense is the source of this 1173-nucleotide messenger RNA. RefSeq names its product cysteine synthase A. The record is from RefSeq and is a predicted model, not a curated record. Gene Ontology annotation, cellular component: cytoplasm. The coding region runs from base 1 to 1173 and encodes 390 amino acids. Gene Ontology annotation, molecular function: cysteine synthase activity. The transcript has 2 exons. Lineage: Eukaryota; Fungi; Ascomycota; Eurotiomycetes; Eurotiales; Aspergillaceae.
AUGCACGAGCGACACAUUGUGCUCUUCCCUGGCAUUACAUUGCAGCCGUGCAAGAUGUUCCGUCAAAGCAUCCGACGCUUUGGCACUACAGCACUUCGUGCUGCUGCCACCGAGCCCUCCUCCUACACCACCCGGGUGUCCACGGCGCAGGGCAUCGUCAAUGGACUGACGGAAGCAAUCGGAAACACCCCUUUGAUUCGGUUAAAACGACUCUCUGACGAAACCGGGUGCAAUGUUCUCGGCAAGGCCGAAUUCCAGAACCCGGGCGGAAGUGUGAAGGAUCGGGCGGCGCUCUUCGUGGUGGAGGACGCCGAAAAAAAGGGACUACUGCGCCCCGGCGGCACCGUGGUGGAGGGGACUGCCGGUAACACGGGCAUCGGCCUGGCCCAUGUGUGCCGAUCCAAGGGCUACAAGCUGGUCAUCUACAUGCCCAACACGCAGUCGCAGGGCAAGAUCGAUCUGCUCCGCCUGCUGGGUGCGGAGGUGUACCCGGUCCCCGCAGUGGCAUUCGACAACCCCGACAACUACAACCACCAGGCGCGCCGCCACGCCGAGUCGCUCGACAAUGCGGUGUGGACCAAUCAAUUCGACAACACCGCCAAUCGCCAAGCGCAUAUCGAGACGACUGGUCCGGAAAUCUGGGCGCAGACCGGCGGCAAGAUCGAUGCGUUCACCUGUGCGACCGGUACUGGUGGCACCCUGGCCGGUAUCACUCGCUACCUCAAGACCGCCAGUGACGGCCGCGUGCAGAGCUUCUUGGCCGACCCGCCCGGCAGUGUCCUGCACAGUUACAUUCAGAGUGGCGGUAAGCUGACCGACCGCUCCGGUGGAAGCAUCACCGAGGGGAUUGGCCAGGGCCGCGUGACAGACAACCUUCGGCCGGAUCUGGACCUGCUGGAUGGCUCAUUACACAUCGCCGACGAGAAGACCAUCGAGAUGGUCUACCGCUGCUUAGAUGAGGAGGGUCUCUACCUCGGUGCGAGCUCCGCAUUGAACGUGGUGGCGGCGAAGGAAGUCGCGGAGAAGCUGGGCAAGGGCCACACCGUAGUGACUGUCCUUUGCGAUGGCGCGUACCGAUACGCCGACCGGCUGUUCUCCAACGCGUGGCUGCAGACCAAGAACCUGCGGGGGGCGAUCCCCAAGCACCUGGAGAAGUACAUAGUGCUGCCUUGA